CCCCCUCCCAGUCUCUCCCAGUCCCUCCCAGUGCCCCCACGCCCCGUCCCCGCCAUGUCCUCCUGCGCCGAGGUGCUCCGUUUCCAGCUGCCGGGCCACGAGGCGGCCGCCCUGCGCUCCAUGACGCGGCUGCGCGCCGAGGAGCGCUUCUGCGACGUCACCAUCGUGGCGCGCAGCCUCCGCUUCCGCGGCCACCGCGUCAUCCUGGCCGCCUGCUCGCCCUUCCUGCGCGACCAGUUCCUGCUGAACCCGGCGGCCGAGCUGCGCGUGUCGCUGGCCCACAGCGCCCGCGUGCUGGCCGACCUGCUGCUCUCCUGCUACACCGGGGCGCUGGAGUUCGCCGGCAGGGACCUGGUCAAUUACCUGACGGCGGCCAGCUACCUGCAGAUGGAGCACGUGGUGGAGCGCUGCCGCGGCGCGCUGGCGCGCUUCAUCCAGCCGCCGCCCGCCGCCACCGCCCCGCCCAAGACCGAGGAGGAGGAGGACGAGGAGGACGAGGAAGACGCGGCGGGCGACGUUUGCAUCGUGAAGGGCGAGGCGGCGCUGACGGCGGCGGUGACGGCGGCGGCGGCCGAGGCGCGGUGCCCGCCGCAGCUCGGGGUGGUCAAGGCGUGUUACAGCCUGGCCGAGGACGCCGAGGGAGAAGGGUUGUUGAUCUUUCCCGGCGGCGGCAGCGGCCUGAUGGCGCUGGAGGAAGCCGGCGGCAGCGGCGCCGCGCCCACCCCGCCGUCGUCAUCGUCGUCGUUUUCCUCCUCCCGCUGCGGGAAGUGCGGGGAGUUCUUCCAGGGGGUGGAAAAAUUGGUUUUCCACAUGCGGGCGCAGCACUUCGUCUUCAUGUGCCCCCGCUGCGGGAAACAGUUCAACCACAGCAGCAACCUGAACCGGCACAUGAACGUGCACCGCGGCGUCAAAUCGCACGGCUGCGGCGUCUGCGGCAAGAGCUUCACGCAGAAAUCCACCCUGCACGACCACCUGAACCUGCACAGCGGCGCCCGGCCCUACCGCUGCUCCUACUGCGACGUCCGCUUCGCGCACAAGCCGGCCAUCCGCCGGCACCUGAAGGAGCAGCACGGCAAAACCACGGCGCAGAACGUUCUGGAAGCCGGGGGAGGGGAGGGGGUUUAA
Pseudopodoces humilis (Tibetan ground-tit) is the source of this 1125-nucleotide messenger RNA. The record is from RefSeq and is a predicted model, not a curated record. NCBI's taxonomy places the organism in Eukaryota, Metazoa, Chordata, Aves, Passeriformes, Paridae.